AUGGACGACUCCGCGAUGAAAACGCUGGUGAAGUCGCUCUUGAUGUGCAGCGUGUUCGACGGUCUGCAGCCUCAGUCCGCCGAGCUCAAGGUGUUCGAUUUCAAAGGUGGUGCGAUUGAAAUGAAAACGAUCCACUGGAACGGAACGAUUGAAAAGUAAGUUGGGGACGGUCUUUGUGCUUGUUUUUCAGGGACUCGGCUCAGUUUAGAAGGUUUUGUUAGGUUCGGCUGAAGAUUUACAGCGUUUUGGUUCAUUUUAUUCUGAAAACGUUUCUUUCGACCUGCGCCGGACCAUGAAUUGUGUUUCAUGCAAUUGCCACUCCGUAAAGUUUUUCAAUUUUUAGCAGGCUGCAGUGCAACUUUACGGAGUUAAUUUGACAGUUUAACCUUUUAGGCAAAGAUAGAUUUUUUGAGGUACACACACGCCCGAAAAGGCGUAAGCGGCCAGAUAUUUUUUAUUACAGAGCAGUUUUUGCGAAAACUCUUCAUGCCAGAGUUCACCAAAAAAGUGGCAUUUUUUCCAACUUUUGACCCAAAAAUCUCGGUCGUUUCUGACGGCUAACUGUAAGACCAAAGCCACGGCAAGGCUCGAAAAAAUUAUUAUUUUGCGCUGCGACUAGGCAUGGCUCUCGGGCCGGCCCGGGCCGAAAAUCGCGGCCCGCGGGCCGGGAGAGGUCGGCCCGGCCCGUUUCAAUUUUUCUUCGGCCCGGCCCGGCUCAGCCCGCGGCCCGAAAAUUAACAAACAAUAAAAAACCUUCCUUCACUAUCAGAUGUGACAUAUUUUUCUUUAUUACAACGACUAACAAAUAAAUUUUUAAAGCAAAAAAUUACUAACAAACGCAUUGCCUUUUUUGCCGGGCCGAAAAUUGCGGCCCGGCCUGUUUCAAUUUUGUUUCGGCCCGGCCCGAACACCGGCCGGCCCAGCCCGGCAGCCAAGUCUAGCUGCGACCAGUUUCGUCUCCUCUUGAAAGUGUGCUGAAACCUUGGCGAAGGCAGGCCGGGACGAGGCUCGUUAUAUAACGAAUGAAAUUUACGGUAGUUACGCAGAUUUUUCAAGGCUUGUUUUCCGAGUUGCGCCAUACCAUUUUAGCGGGUUUUCUUUCACAUUGGCCCAUCUUUUUCAUUCUCUAUAGUGCAGAGAAUGAAGAGUGAACUUUUUAAAUUAUUGCGUUGGAGAAUUUUAAUGCCCUUUCUGUUUCAGAAAAACGAUUGACAUUGAGUUGACAGACGGUACAGUCGACGGCGCUAAUGUGCAGAUGGUAGCGAAAGGAGAGGAUAUUGCACUCGGUGGAGAAGUCAGGACUAAAAAUAGAAACGGAUUACCUAUGUAAGUUCGUCUUAAUUUAUAUGUUACGUAUUUCAGUAAUUGCCCCGCUGCCGGCAACACAGAUAAAAUCCGCGCUGUUACCAGAAGAGUAUUAUGCUAUCCCGAGUUUGAGGUUUACCGAGUCCAGGACAAGCUCUACGGGAUUGCAAGUGCGGCUGCGAGGGAAACUUUCAUCUUUGGUCUCGAUGGAAACGAGAUCGAGAGUGCUAGAAUACCCGUAGUGGUGGACGAUAAAUUGGGAGUGAAUCAAGUCAAUGGGACCUAUGUGUACAAAGACGGCGAUGGGAAGUGUCAGGAAGUCACCGUCGGUCCUCUGAGUCCUCCCUGGAAAUCCAAACCAUGCGCCGGCGGUAAUAUUACUCUGGUCGCCAACGAAAAUUCGGAAUGGUAUCAUGUUGUAAGUUUUGGUGAAACAGUCGUUUUUCUCAUGUCCAAAUUUUAGCAGUACCUCGAAGUCGUCCACAACUGCUUGAACUCGACCAUUCCCGGCGACAAGCUCAAGAAAGCCUAUGUUCGCUUCUUCUCUGACGGUUCCAGUGAUAUGUAGGUUGAAUGUGCAUUGUUUUGAUCGGUUUUUAGGGACUACUCAGAGGCCGUCCUUUGGACGUCGAGGCGGUUGACCCACAUAGGAAUCUUCAACGGGGUUUUCAUCCUUUUGAUCCUUAUUGGUCUUUCCGUGGUUUGCUUUGUAAGUUGUGGGAUUUGUGGGGUUAUUUCCGAACGGUCGGCCAAAUUGGUGCCAACGACCAGACAAAUUGGUCGUUUUUCUGGCCAAAUCUACCCAAAAAUACAUCAUUGCGAGGUGUUCGAAAUAAAUUUGUAUUUGUUUUAGUCGGAGCGUAAGGCAAUUGCGGGCUGUUUGAGAAAGAGAAAGAAGCGAGGAAAGGGACCCGAGGACGGACGAGAACACCAAAACGGAGGUGUUGAAGGUUGA
Bursaphelenchus xylophilus (pine wood nematode) is the source of this 2260-nucleotide messenger RNA. Lineage: Eukaryota; Metazoa; Nematoda; Chromadorea; Rhabditida; Aphelenchoididae. The record is from the annotation of a GenBank genome assembly.